Molecule: messenger RNA, 1605 nt
Organism: Orbilia oligospora ATCC 24927
Lineage: Eukaryota; Fungi; Ascomycota; Orbiliomycetes; Orbiliales; Orbiliaceae
Exons: 10
Coding region: 1-1605 (534 amino acids)
Biological process (GO): actin filament organization
Molecular function (GO): actin filament binding
Source: RefSeq, a predicted model, not a curated record
AUGUCACGAUUCGUGCGCUCUUCAAAGUACCGUCACGUCUUUGGUAGACCGACGAAAAAGGAACAAUGCUACGAUAAUCUCCAUAUCUCUAAGAAUGCUUGGGAUAGCAACUUAAUCAAAGCGAAUCCGAAAUACCUUUCCGUCAACUGGGAAUCCGGCGGUGGAGGCGCAUUUGCCGUUAUCCCUCAUGGUGAGAGGGGAAAGCUGCCAGACCAGUUCCCUCUUUUCCGUGGCCAUACUGCUGCUGUACUGGAUACUGACUGGAACCCGUUUCAUGACGAUAUUGUCGUUUCCGCCAGUGACGAUGCCAAAAUAUUCGUCUGGAAGGUGCCUGAGGACUUCACCGUCCACGUUGAUGAAGAAGAGCUUCCUUCCAAGGAGGUGAAGCCUGAAGCCCGUCUCAGCGGCCAUCAGAAGAAAGUUGGACAUGUUCUCUUCCACCCUGCUGCUGAGCAUGUCCUAGCCUCAAGCUCCGGUGACUUCACUGUGAAGAUCUGGGAUAUUGUUACCGGUCAAGCCAAACUAACCUUGAGGCAUCCCGAAGUCAUCCAAAGUAUGGCAUUCAACGCCGAUGGUUCAGUCCUUGCUACCACCAACCGUGAUAAGAAGUUGCGCCUUUGGGAUCUUCGUCAACAGGCCCCUGUUUAUGAAGGAGCAGGCCAUGCUGGGGCCAAAAACUCGAGAGCAGUCUGGCUCGGUGACUUGGACCGUAUUGCGACAACUGGUUUCUCUAAAAUGAGUGACCGUCAACUUGGUCUCUGGGAUAUUAGAAAUCCUGGAGAGCCAAUUGGUGGGUUUCAAUUGCUCGACUCCAUGUCAGGUGUCUGCAUGCCUUUCUGGGAUGAUGGUACCAAGUGCUUGUAUCUUGCUGGCAAGGGCGAUGGUAACAUCCGAUACUACGAGUACUCCAACGACGACUUCGUAUUCUUGUCGGAAUACAAGUCUUCCGAUCCUCAGAGGGGUGUCGCUUUCGUUCCAAAGCGCGGUGUUGAUGUCAAAGAGAAUGAAGUCAUGAGGGGUUAUAAGACUGUUAAUGAUCUCUACAUCGAGCCAAUCUCUUUCAUAGUUCCUCGAAGAGCUGAGACUUUCCAAGAUGAUAUCUACCCAGAUACCCAGAGCGGGAAACCCGGUCUUACUGGUGACGAAUGGUUUGGUGGAAAGAACGCCCUCCCUCCAACCUUCAGCCUCGGCACGCUGUACUCGGACGACUAUGUCCCCCCAGAACCUUCAGCUACCCCGCUUGUGAAGCAUGAACCCGUCUUUUCCCCAACCACCCCAAUCACACCAGUUAUUGCCAAGGAACCAGAACCUCCAGCACCGGAGCCGGUCGCUGAGGCGACUCCUGAGCCAGAGACACCAACUGUUGUCGUCGAAGCUCCAAAGGAAACUCCAGUUCCAGCCCCAAUCGUAACCAUUUCUCCACCGGAGUCUUCUCCCGCACCAGCAGGGCCAACUGUUAGUGUGCAGGACCUUAAUGGCGUCCUCUCUAACCUUCAGCUCCUCCACCACAACCUAGCAGCUCAAUCUCGCACGAUCGCCCAACAACAGGAUAUCUGUUCCAAAUUGAUCAAAGAAGUUGAAGCGCUGAAGGCUAAAACUAAGUAA